AUGCAGAGGGCCGAGUUAGGACCCGACGAGGAGAUUUCUGACCUCGAGAUAUACAACAAGAUGCGGCUUAAGAAGCCCGAUCUCUCGCAGCCUCAGCCCUCGCUCCCUGAGUACUUCGGCACCUACGCCGAGGACGUCGAGAACUACUGCGCGAUGGUGAGGCAUCGUCACCCGGAGGUGGAUGACCCCAUGAGCGCGGAGGUCGACGAGGAGUCGUUGGUCCUGUCGUCCGGAGGGUUGCCGCAUGGCCUUCUCGCCAUGAUGAACAAGGCCGUCAAGCAUACCCUCACCACGACCUUCACGCGUCUCAAGGCGGGCCUCACCAAGGACAGCCCCCCUCUCCCGCCUCGUCGCCGGGCUCGGCAACAACCCGCAUACGACCCUGACUUCGAGGCGGCCUACGCGGCCGCUCAUCAAGAAUAUCAGGUGGCCUUCAACCGGCAGCAGCAGCAGUUCACGGAGUACAUGGCAUAUAUACAUGUAAGUUCCAACCUUUGUUUUCGCAAAUGAUGACAAGUCCCACUUUCCCCUAGUUUGAUGCUUCAUUUCUGCAAAGACUGACAUGUAAACUAUCUUGCAGGCGUCGAUGCUGGCCAAUCAAACUGGACAGACAGUGGAUUUAGGGCCGAUGCCUCCCUUUCCGGGGCCGGCGCCAAACUAUCCAUCGAAGGAAAAUUUCGCUACGGAGUACUAUGGGAGAACAGCGGUAAGU
Lolium perenne is the source of this 712-nucleotide messenger RNA. Lineage: Eukaryota; Viridiplantae; Streptophyta; Magnoliopsida; Poales; Poaceae. The record is from RefSeq and is a predicted model, not a curated record.